GAAAAAAAAAAGAUCGCAUACGGUUGGAGGGAUUUCCUGUGCUGUUGCUGAGCUGCAGAAAUUUAGCGACGGCUUCAACUAAGGGCGUCUCGGUGACUUCGUUUUCCUGAUUUAAUGUCUUAGUAAAGAAAUCCUUACUGUGCGUGUCCUAGACUACACCCAGAAGUAGCUAGCUAGCCAGUAAUAAGGAUGUCUGAAGCCACUGUGGCCGAUACUCGCCGGUUAAACUCCAAGCCGCAGGACCUGACAGACGCGUACGGACCUCCGAGUAAUUUUCUGGAAAUUGACGUUUACGAUCCGCAAACUAUCGGAGUCGGGAGGAAUCGGUUCACCACCUACGAAGUCCGGAUGCGGACCAACCUCCCCAUUUUCAAGAUGAAAGAAUCUUGUGUACGGAGAAGGUACAGUGACUUUGAGUGGCUGAAAAAUGAGCUGGAAAGAGACAGUAAGAUUGUCGUCCCUCCUCUGCCUGGGAAGGCACUGAAGAGACAGCUCCCUUUCCGUGGAGAUGAGGGAAUAUUUGAGGAGUCGUUUAUCGAAGAGAGACGAGUCGGGCUUGAACAGUUCAUCAACAGAAUUGCUGGUCAUCCCUUGGCUCAGAACGAGCGGUGUCUUCACAUGUUCUUGCAAGAGGAGAGCAUCGAUCGCAACUACAUCCCUGGAAAAGUACGGCAGUAGGGCUUUACAAAAGCGGGACUCGGGGCGGGUUCUUCUUUCUCCUGUUCUCAACUUCUAUUCCCACUCAUCUGCAAAACAGUGCAGAGUAAUGUAUAUUUUUGCACCAAGUAAAGCUAGAUGCGUUGUAAAAAAAAAAUGCAGGACUUGACUUUAUUGGCCAGGUGAUGCUUUUGUACCCGUUGUAUGAGAGUUGCUUUUUACACACACAGUGUAUUUGUUUUACAUCUAUACAAUGUACAACUUCUUAGGGUGCUUGUGUGUGUGUACGCAUAAUUAUUAUUAUAUGAUCAUAUCUGAACGCUGUAGCACUAAACAAAGAGGGUUGGCCUAUGUCUUUGUCCUCUAAGGCAGAUGUUCGUGUCAAUACUAAGAGAAGGAUGAACACAUUCCAGUAAAAAGUGCUUACUUUUAUUAUAAAGAGCAUGUAGAAAUAUAAAUUUCUGAUCAUGUAUUGCAUGUGUGACAUGUGGUACUCAAAUCUAAAAUGUUAGAAUCGCAAUUCUUGUUCUAUAAGUAUUUCAGCUACUGAUUAAAACGUGUAAGGACAUGGCAUUCUGCGCUGGUAAAGUUCAAAGUGUUCUGUUUAUGCAUAUUAAUCAGAGAGCAUUUGAGGGAUUCUCCCCC
Messenger RNA from Clarias gariepinus (North African catfish), 1302 nucleotides. It is a transcript of the gene snx12, whose product is annotated as sorting nexin 12. Gene Ontology annotation, molecular function: phosphatidylinositol-3-phosphate binding. The record is from RefSeq and is a predicted model, not a curated record. NCBI's taxonomy places the organism in Eukaryota, Metazoa, Chordata, Actinopteri, Siluriformes, Clariidae. Gene Ontology annotation, biological process: endocytic recycling; late endosome to Golgi transport. Bases 190 to 678 code for a protein of 162 amino acids. The transcript is spliced from 4 exons. Gene Ontology annotation, cellular component: retromer complex; early endosome membrane.